GGAUUAUGUGGAAACUACCCUGCGAUUCCUUGCUGCCAGAGCAGGCUCGGCGCUUCCACCCCAGUGCAGCCUUCCCCUGGCGGUGGUGAAAGAGACUCAGGAGUAGCUGCUUCCAAAGUGCCCGCCGUGAGUGAGUUCUCGCCCCAGUCAGCCAAAUGCUCCUCUUCGGGCUUCUCCUGCUGACAUCUGCCCUGGCCGGCCAGAGACACGGGACUCAGGCUGAGUCCAACCUGAGUAGUAAAUUCCAGUACUCCAGCAACAAGGAACAGAACGGAGUACAAGAUCCCCAGCAUGAGAGAAUUAUUACUGUGUCUACUAAUGGAAGUAUUCACAGCCCGAGGUUUCCUCAUACUUAUCCAAGAAAUAUGGUCUUGGUAUGGAGAUUAGUAGCAGUAGAAGAAAAUGUUUGGAUACAGCUUACAUUUGAUGAGAGAUUUGGGCUUGAAGACCCAGAAGAUGACAUAUGCAAGUAUGAUUUUGUAGAGGUUGAAGAACCUAGUGAUGGAACUAUAUUAGGACGCUGGUGUGGUUCUGGUACAGUGCCAGGAAAACAGAUUUCUAAAGGAAAUCAAAUCAGGAUAAGAUUUGUAUCUGAUGAAUAUUUUCCUUCUGAACCGGGGUUCUGCAUCCACUACAACAUUGUCAUGCCACAAUUCACAGAGGCCGUGAGCCCUUCAGUGUUACCCCCUUCAGCUUUGCCUCUGGAUCUGCUUAAUAACGCAGUCACCGCCUUUAGUACCUUGGAAGAUCUUAUUCGGUAUCUUGAACCAGAUAGAUGGCAAUUGGACUUGGAAGAUCUAUACAGGCCAACUUGGCAACUUCUUGGCAAAGCUUUUGUUUUUGGAAGAAAAUCCAGAGUGGUGGAUCUGAACCUUCUAAAAGAGGAGGUAAGACUAUACAGCUGCACACCUCGUAACUUCUCGGUGUCCAUAAGGGAAGAACUAAAGAGAACCGAUACCAUUUUCUGGCCAGGUUGUCUCCUGGUUAAACGCUGUGGUGGAAACUGUGCCUGCUGUCUCCACAACUGCAAUGAGUGUCAGUGCGUCCCGAGUAAAGUCACUAAAAAAUACCAUGAGGUCCUUCAGUUGAGACCAAAGAGUGGUGUCAGGGGAUUGCAUAAAUCUCUCACGGAUGUGGCCCUGGAGCACCACGAGGAGUGUGACUGUGUGUGCAGAGGGCACACAGGAGGAUAACCGCAUCAGCACGCACAGCCUCUCCCAGAGCAGUACAGCUCAGUGGCUGAUCUGUUAGACAACUUGCGCAUUAUCUCCAUCCGUAAUCUCGGUUGUUUGCUUCAGGGACCUUUCAUCUUCAGGAUUUACAGUGUAUUCUAAAAGAGGAGACACCACACGGAAUUAGAAGUUGUGCAACGGCUCUUUUGAGAGGAGAGGCCCGAAUAACAGGAGAAAAGGUCUUUGGUCCUGGAAAAAAAAUGAAUGUUGUGCACCACUAGCUAGUGACAGAGUUGCCUUGUGCUUACUCAGCUAGCUGUGUUCCGUAUUUCAGCUGUCUCCAUGUGGCUUAGGCUAAUGUCAGUACGGGGAAAAAACUGUGCGAUGAGCACCUGAUUCUGUUGCCUUGCUUAACUCUAAAGCUCCAUGUUCUGGGCCUAAAAUCACAGAAAUCUGGAAUUGUUUCCUUAACAUUCACAUAUAUAAACCAGAGUGUUCUAUGUCCUACAACCUUGGUUUUUAAAAAGGAAGGGUGUUACGAUGAAUCAAACUUGUGUCAUGCUGACAGGAAAGACUGGAUUUUCCAUAUUUCUUACUAAAAUUUCCACCAUUUAGAAGAAGAGAACUCUGGAAGAGACAAACCUGAAGAGUGGCCUUAUCUUCACUUUAUCUACAAGUUGGUUUAUUUGUUUUAUCGUGUACAUUUUUAUAUUCUCCUUUUGACACUAUAACUGUUUGCUUUUCUAAUCUUGUUAAAUAUAUCUAUUUUUACCAAAGGUAUUUAAUAUUCUUUUUUAUGACAACCUAGAUCAACUAUUUUUUAGCUUGGUAAAUUUUUCUAAACAGAAUUGUUAUAGCCAGAGGAACAAAGAUGAUAUAAAAUAUUGUUGCUCUGACAGAAAUACAUGUAUCUCAUGGUCAAACGGUGCUAGAGCUUAGAUUGAUCUGCAUUUUAAAAUAUUGAAGUGGGAAAUCAAUAGAAUUUGAUAAGUUGCAAAGACUUUUGGAAAAUAAAUUAUCAUAUCUUCUACCCCUAUUAUUGGAAAUGCAAAUAAAAAGCAACCUAUGAAAGUUAGGCAUUCAGAUUCAGAAUCAACUACUAACCCCUAACCCUUCUUUUGGUUAAUGUGAGCCUAGCUCAGAAGAAUAUAAAGCACCUUGAAGAAAGACUGGACAGCUUACUGACAAAGCGCACUCUGCUGUCCUAUAGGAACACAUCCUAUUUAUUGUGAUGUUCUGGUUUUAUUAUCUUUAAACUCUGUUCCAUACCCUUGUAUAAAUACAUGGAUAUUUUUAUGUACAGAAGUAUAUCCCGUAACCAAUUCACUUAUUGUACUCUUUGGCAAUUGAAAUGAAAAUCAGUAAAUUACUUUGCUUGUACAAUGCUUAAUAUUGUGCCUAGGUUAUGUGGUGACUAUUUGAAUUAAAAACGUAUUGGAUCACCAAAUAAAAAAAAAAAAUGUGGCUAUUUUGGAGAUAAACGGUGUGUGUGUGUGUGUGUGUGUGCACGCAAGAUUUGUCUUGGCGCCAGGACAGUGAAGAUCAAGUUUUGUGUUACUGUGGCUUCCGUUAUGCAAAAGCCUGUGUCAAUUCAAAAAAGGUAGAAAAAUGUUAAGGAUUCCCUGUCUCUUGUCGCCAAUAUUUUGGAGCUCAUUUCUUUUUCUCCCUGGUCUUGAUACUGAUUUCUGGUAUAUUAAAUUGCACCUGACUUGAAA
This is a messenger RNA of Neofelis nebulosa (Clouded leopard), 2887 nucleotides long. RefSeq names its product platelet derived growth factor C (gene PDGFC). Gene Ontology annotation, molecular function: platelet-derived growth factor receptor binding; growth factor activity. The record is from RefSeq and is a predicted model, not a curated record. Gene Ontology annotation, biological process: positive regulation of protein autophosphorylation; platelet-derived growth factor receptor signaling pathway; positive regulation of ERK1 and ERK2 cascade. The transcript has 6 exons. Gene Ontology annotation, cellular component: membrane. Bases 156 to 1193 code for a protein of 345 amino acids. Lineage: Eukaryota; Metazoa; Chordata; Mammalia; Carnivora; Felidae.